UGCAUGCAGCCGAAAGCAUUUGGCAUAUGUGGAGUCUUAGGAGGGACACAGGCACUUGUGCUGUGCUUCCAGUGGGAGGGAGAACCUUCAGAUCUACAAAGGCACAAGCGACCAGCUCAGCUGUUUGCAGACUUUAGAGUUCCUCUUGCCGUUUUAUUUAAGUAUCGCUGGACCCUUCUUGACAACUCGUCUGCUGGGGAUAACGUGCAGGAUGUCCGAGCUCUCUGUGAAUGACCACUUAGAGGGGAUUCUGUCUGAUUUUGAAGCUCUGAAACGGUCUUUUGAGAUCGAUGAUGUGGAAGAUGGAUCAUUGUUAACACCGACUUCUCCGCUGAGCUCGCCUUUUACUCCUGCUCCAGGGUCUGUGUUGUCAUCCAAAGCCACUGAAAGCUUUGUCACCAGUACGCCCUCUCCACCUUCUUAUCGCAUGAGGAUCGGGAGCAGUUCAGGUUCAAUACCGGCCAUUGGUUCAUCUCAGUACAGAAAAGUUACAUCAAGCCAAUCCUUUAAUCAAGGGUCUAAACCACUUCCCAGAUCUAAUGGAAGUACUGCUUUAGCUUAUGUCUCCUCCUUCCAAAACAGAACAAAUCCAAAUGGCUUCCCUUACUCUUCCAGACCGGACAUUGAGAUUGACCGUAUGCAUGGUUCAACAUCUAGCCUUGUGUAUCCAUCUCCUUCGAGGAUGAACUCUUUGUCAAAUCCACUUCAAAGCUCACCAAGACGCCAUGAUUCAGGGGCUAAAGCAAACCAUGUGUCCUCACCAGUUUUGAAGAAAUAUUCUUCACAAAGCAACGUGUUCCCUUCAGUAGUCCAACCUUCUACAAUCUCUACCAAUGUAGGCACAGCCAGUCAUGGUUCCAUGCCAGCUCUUGAUCUCCACAUUGCUGAUGAAGACCUAAACCUGGAGAACAAACCAGCAUUCAAUCCAUUGCUCAAGUCAAAUGCAGCUCUGCACUCCAUGCCGAUGUCUCAACUCACACAAUACAACGUCCAAAGCCAAGUUCCAAAGACAAGAAGGGAACCAAAAGAGGGACGCAUCACUUUGGCUGACACGCUCUCCAGUUUACGAUUCAAUUCUAUACCAAAUCAGCAAGAACUAAAGUCUGCACCCAAUGAUUCAUUUUCCAUUAAUCUUGGUGACGCAGUGAAUAUAGCUCUGGGCAAUCCGAUUCCAGCUGACGACCAUACUGCGAGACCGCAAACAAGCCAGAGUGUAACAAGUGUCAGCUCAUCCUCAGUUCCCUUGACAAGAUCAAAACAACAGGCUGUCUCAUCGGUUUCUGUGUGGAACAACGUACAACGAUCUGGAGAAUUCACUCCCCCUGCUCCGAAUGUCGAGCCCAGCUAUCAAUCCGUGCACGACUUGGCUCCAGUCAGGUUGGCGACCCAGCUGCAACAAGUUUCCCCUCACAUCUCUGUGCCAGGGUUUGAAACAAAGCUAGUGCAGGAUUCCAGACCACUUGAGGAUCCAGUGUUGUCUCCACAGCCAAAGGAAAGUCCUCAAUCUGACAUGAAGACACAUCCUUCCUUCUUAAAAUCAACUGAUGUGGGGAUAAACUAUCUCAAUCAUGACUUUCAACCAACAGUGAGUCUCUACCAUGAUGGAAACAUGGAGAAGGGAAUGCAGGAUCUAAGUUUCGAAAGAGAAGUAAACAUGCAGCUCAAGAAGCAAGGAUUAGAACUCAAAGAGGUGAAAACAAACAUGGCGGAGAGAAUGCAGGAGACAGGAGUUGUUUGUUCGCCAGACUGCAAGAAGGAUGGCACCGGAAGAGAUCUGUUUGGAUAUGUGGGGAUUGAAGCAGUUCUGGAUCAGAUGAGGCGUAAAGCCAUGAAAACUGGAUUUGAGUUCAACAUCAUGGUCGUAGGUGAAAGUGGGCUUGGAAAGUCAACAUUAGUAAACACCUUGUUCAAGUCGAAAGUCAGCCGGAAAUCUUGCACACCCAACUUUACAGAGAAGAUUCCCAGGACCGUAGAGCUACAGACUAUUAGUCACGUUAUUGAAGAAAAAGGAGUAAAAAUGAAUCUGACGGUUAUCGACACGCCAGGGUUUGGGGAUCAAAUAAACAACGAGAACUGCUGGGAGCCAAUUGUGAAAUACAUUAAUGAGCAGUAUGAGAAGUACCUGAGGGAAGAGAUUAAUAUCAACCGGAAGAAGCGGAUUCCUGAUACUAGAGUACACUGUUGUGUCUAUUUCGUGCCUCCCACAGGACACUGGUUACGUCCAUUGGACAUAGAGUUCAUGAACCGUCUAGACAAAAUAGUCAAUAUUGUCCCAGUUAUCGCUAAAGCUGAUACACUCACUUUAGAUGAGAGACGAGACUUUAAACAAAGGAUUCGACAGGACCUGAGAAACUAUUCCAUUAGUGUUUAUCCACAGACAGAAUUUGAUGAAGAUCCAGAGGACAAAUUGCUAAAUGAUACAGUGCGGGAAAAAAUCCCCUUUGCAGUCGUCGGCACCGACCAGGAACAUCAAGUUAAUGGGAAGAAGAUUUUGGGAAGGAAGACCAAGUGGGGGAUUAUCGAAGUUGAGAACGGUGCACACUGUGAAUUUGCAAAUCUAAGGGAUCUGCUGAUCAGGUCUCACCUCCAGGAUCUGAAAGAUGUCACGCAUAAGAUCCAUUACGAGACCUACAGAGUGCGACGAUUGAACGAGAGCAAUGGCAUCAGCAAGGGGUUGCCGAAAGGGAAUAAUAUAGCCACCAAAGAAGAUGUGGACAUCAAUCUCUGAGACCCUGCCCUGCCAGCCAAGAAUAAACUGUGCUUUCAACAUCUCCUCUGCAUUGUACAGUUUUCGUAUUUCAGAUAGAACUGGAGACAAAAAAAAGUGUUUUCUGCUUUAAAGGAAGGCUGUGGGCUUUGAGAGUUUCUAUGUAGAUUGUUUAAUAGG
This is a messenger RNA of Stegostoma tigrinum, 2887 nucleotides long. Its product is annotated as neuronal-specific septin-3-like. Gene Ontology annotation, cellular component: septin complex; septin ring; microtubule cytoskeleton. The coding region runs from base 212 to 2728 and encodes 838 amino acids. The record is from RefSeq and is a predicted model, not a curated record. The transcript has 11 exons. NCBI's taxonomy places the organism in Eukaryota, Metazoa, Chordata, Chondrichthyes, Orectolobiformes, Stegostomatidae. Gene Ontology annotation, biological process: cytoskeleton-dependent cytokinesis. Gene Ontology annotation, molecular function: GTP binding; GTPase activity; molecular adaptor activity.